AGCAGCCACAGUGCCCUGCUCAGAAGCCCCAAGCUCGUCAGUCAAGCCGGUUCUCCAUUUGCACUCAGGAGCACGGGCAGGCGAGUGGCCCCUAGUUCUGGGAGCAGAGCAGCAGCAUCCCAGUCCUAGUUCCCAGCCUAAAGCCUCGCCUGCCUGCCCAGUGCCGGGAUGGCCACCAUCACCUGCACCCGAUUCACAGAAGAGUACCAGCUCUUUGAGGAACUAGGAAAGGGAGCUUUCUCCGUGGUGCGCAGGUGCGUGAAGGUGCUGGCUGGCCAGGAGUAUGCUGCCAAGAUCAUCAACACCAAGAAGCUCUCAGCCAGAGAUCACCAGAAGCUGGAGCGAGAGGCCCGCAUCUGCCGCUUGUUGAAGCACCCCAAUAUCGUCCGGCUCCAUGACAGCAUCUCUGAGGAGGGACACCACUACCUUAUCUUCGAUCUGGUCACUGGUGGGGAGCUGUUUGAGGACAUCGUGGCCAGGGAGUACUACAGUGAGGCCGAUGCCAGUCACUGUAUCCAGCAGAUCCUGGAGGCCGUGCUGCACUGUCACCAGAUGGGGGUGGUGCACCGAGACCUGAAGCCUGAGAAUCUGUUGCUGGCCUCGAAACUCAAGGGUGCAGCUGUGAAGCUGGCGGACUUCGGCCUGGCCAUAGAGGUUGAGGGAGAGCAGCAGGCAUGGUUUGGGUUCGCAGGGACUCCUGGAUACCUCUCCCCAGAAGUGCUGCGGAAGGACCCGUACGGGAAGCCUGUGGACCUGUGGGCCUGUGGGGUCAUCCUGUACAUCUUGCUGGUUGGGUACCCCCCAUUCUGGGAUGAGGACCAGCACCGCCUGUACCAGCAGAUCAAAGCUGGUGCCUAUGAUUUCCCAUCGCCAGAAUGGGACACCGUCACCCCCGAAGCCAAGGAUCUCAUCAAUAAGAUGCUGACCAUCAACCCGUCCAAACGCAUCACGGCUGCUGAGGCCCUCAAGCACCCCUGGAUCUCGCACCGCUCCACUGUGGCCUCCUGCAUGCACAGACAGGAGACCGUGGACUGCCUGAAGAAGUUCAAUGCCAGGAGGAAACUGAAGGGAGCCAUCCUCACCACUAUGCUGGCCACCAGGAACUUCUCCGGAGGGAAGAGCGGAGGGAACAAGAAGAACGAUGGUGUGAAGAAAAGAAAGUCCAGUUCCAGCGUUCAGUUAAUGGAGUCUUCCGAGAGUGCCAACACCACCAUCGAGGAUGAAGACACCAAAGUGCGCAAACAGGAAAUUAUAAAAGUGACAGAGCAGCUGAUUGAAGCCAUAAGCAAUGGAGAUUUUGAAUCCUACACGAAGAUGUGUGACCCCGGGAUGACAGCUUUCGAACCCGAGGCCCUGGGGAACCUGGUCGAGGGCCUGGACUUUCAUCGAUUCUAUUUUGAAAACCUGUGGUCCCGGAACAGCAAGCCCGUGCACACCACCAUCCUGAACCCCCACAUCCACCUGAUGGGUGACGAGUCAGCGUGCAUCGCCUACAUCCGCAUCACGCAGUACCUGGAUGCAGGUGGCAUCCCCCGCACGGCCCAGUCAGAGGAGACCCGUGUCUGGCACCGCAGGGACGGCAAAUGGCAGAUUGUACACUUCCACAGAUCCGGGGCACCCUCCGUCCUGCCCCAUUGAAGGACCAGGCCGGGAUCCCUGCGCUGUCGCAUCGCAGAGAUCCACUCUUUGUCCGUGGAAUGUGGCUGCUGGUUCUCUCUUGGAUUUUGUUGGAGUUCUCCCUGUCGUAUCGCGCUGUCAUUGCCAUCUCUGUACCUGCAUCAUGAAAAUCCGCUCCUUCACAAAAGCCAUCGCAGCAUCAAAGCAAAUGGCCCGCUCUUUCCAGUCCGUCUCUCACUCUUACCCUCUUCCUGCCAGUGGGGACCUGCUUCAGGCUUGGCUACCCAGGAUGCUGGCCCCAGGAACCCCCACCUCCCAGCCACUGUGGUUGGCCUGGCCUCGCUUUGGCUGCAGGUGAGGAGGCACCAGCUGUGUGUUUACCAGGAAGUGAGGAAGAAGAGGGCAAGUGUGACCCGGCCCCUCUCUUCCAUCCCUCCUCUUCUGGGGUCCCCAGGGAAGCGCAGAUGAGCUCCUCAAUCUCCAAGCCAACUCCUUAUGGGGGAGAGCAGGAGAGGAGCCAAUGCCAGGAGCCCCGGCCUCGAACUGCUGCUCUCAUCUGCUUCCCUCCCGUGCUGGCCCUGUGCCGACCAGACAGCCCACUAUGGGAGCCGGGGUGGGCUCUCCCCUUCAGGCACCCCACUGACUGUUUCAGUCCUUCUGUGAAGUUCACCUCCAGUGUUAACCUGCCCCCUCCAUGCUUCAACGUCCUUGGAGAAUUCCAGCUUCUGUCUGAGAGCUGAUGAUGUUUCAAGGGCAGAGCAAGCAACAUUUAGGUAUCACUUCUACUUGGACGCAUGCCUUUUUACAGCCAAACUUGUGUGUGUUUCGUAAAUGGAUUUUGCGUUAACGGGUAUUUAUGUGUAACUAAACCUCAACAAGAGUUGGAUCAGGUUGGGAAGUGGGUGGGAAGAGGGAUGAGGGGAAGUUUUUACUCUGUUCCAGAUUUUUUGGGGGGUUCCUUUCUGAGGCGGCCUCACCACACCCCCCACCCCCAGGGAGCACAGCUUCCUUCCAUUCUGGUCCCCAGGGUCAGCUGGCAGUAUUUCAUCCAGGGACAGCAUGACUAACUCACAGUGAGCGAGUCAGGGCUGGGGAGGCCACCAGGAUGGGAAGAUUCAGACUUGGCAUCCCGGAGCUGGAGUCCUCUCUACCAUACUUCCCAGGAAUUCUUUCCCCAUAUUUUUGUGCAUCCCCCCAACCCACCCCACCCCACCCCCACUAUCUCCUGAGCACGUAUCCUCAUUGCUUCUAUUAACUUGGACAAAACAGACCACCAGAAAUCUAUUUUCCUACUUCCUGCUGAACUGGGCUGGCGUGCACUCUAGUGCACCUGCCUGCCUUCCUGCCCUCCCCCCCUGCCCUCCCUCCCUCCCGUUCUCUUUCUCUUCCUCUCUCUCCCUCUUCUUGGCUCUGAUGUGGAAUGCUGUGUCUCACCCACGGGGAUCUCCUGUCUGCACCGUUUUCUUUGCAUGACUUUAUAUGCAGUAAAUAUGUUGAAAAAAAAACAAAAACAAAAAAGAAGAAAAACACUCAACAAAAUCAAAUGACAUGUUUUGGACAAAAUAAUAAUAAUGACAUUCGAGGUUGUGUUCUGUGUCCACCUUGGAAUCACGUUGCUGCCUCUCUGUGCUUUUGGUCUCGGUGUGGCCAUGGUUUGCCAGCAUGAGACACUGUCCCCUCUGGAGGAUUCUAGGGGAGGAAGGGCUAUGUGUCCAGGGGUUUGGAGACAGCAUUGAUUCUCUCAGCUCCUCUGAGGGUUGAUUGGAGCAGAAGUGGAAGGGAUGUUUAAUCCAGAACUUUCUGGUAUUCCCUUUUUCCCCCACAUAGAGCUAUGUACUGGGAUCUUCUCUCAAGUCCUGGGGACAAGUGCAGGACAGGAAAGUGGCUGUGUUAUCUAAGCCACCCCAUUGGAGUCCUCUGCCCUUGGUAGACACUACUGCCCCAGGCCCAGGGAUGGACCUUGGCCCUGCCCCAGAGCCAGGCUUCUCCAUAAGGCCCAGUGAGCCCUCUGGUCCCAGCCAUCCCUAGCCAAAGAUAGAGGAGGGUAUGGCCUUAACUAAGGAUUGCUGCAAUUACCAAGCAACAUCUAAUCCCUUAUUCAAGCCUCAGUUUCUCCAUCAGUGUUCCUACCCAGAAUGAUGGAGGAUCAGACAAGGUGGCAACAUGAAGCCCACCCCACUUCUAAGAGCCUGCUGGGUUUGUCACUGGCUGGCCUCCUUACGUGCCAGGCCUGGACAGUCACUGUCCUUUCCCUGCCUGGCCCUGUCUUCCUCUUUGGUGCCUGUCUGUUGCUCACCAGCAAUGGGCUGCAGGGGAAGAAGGGUUUGGGGCGAUUUGGCAGGCUUUGAUUCUGGGCUCUCAUGAGACCUGCUUUGGGUGAGUCCUUGCCCCUUGUGGGGCCUCAGUUUCCCCAAGCAGAAGAUGCCCUGCCUUCCGUUGGCUAACAUGCCCCCUGCCCACGAUGUGCCUCUCACAUGUGGGAGAGGUGGAGGCAGAUCCCUACCCCAGUCUGAGAUGGCCCGCUCGGCAGAGGCCGCUCCUGCGGGUGGGCAGCCAACCGGUGUAGACCUUGGGACACUACGAUGACCCCAAGGUGGCAGGCAGGAGAACUGGCAGUAAAACAAAGACAAACAAACACUGCCCAGAGCCUACCCUCACCAGACAAGCUCCGUGCUCCUCCCAAAUACCCUCCAGACAAAAAGAAAAGGAGAGAGAGAGAGAGAGAGAGAGAGAGAGGGAGAGAGAGGAGAGAGAGAGGAAGGAAGGAAGGAAAGAGAGAAAGAGAGAAAGGAAGGAAGGAAGGAAGGAAGGAAGGAAGGAAGGAAGGAAGGAAGGAAGGAAGGAAGAAGGAAGGCCAAAUCAAAACUCAGGCUCUGGUCAGGGUUAUAGGAAAGGCAUCUCCAACCUUAUGUGCCAUAGCUCCAGUCCUGCCCCAUGGCUUCCUGGCCCCCUUCAAAGGGUGACCCUUGGGGGAAUAUGUUUGCUAGGCUCCGUGCUGGUUUCUUUGUUCCUAUAUGUUUAGGGUUCUGUUUCGAUUCUCUCUUCCUCUCUCUUUAUUUCUUUUUUUAAUGUGUGGCUGUGACUUGAAUGACCACUGCUCAAACUUUCUGCUACUGGGGGUGGGGGUGGGGCUGGCAGGGUGGGGGAGGGGAGAAGAGGUGUCUGUUUUAUUCUUAGUGUUUUCAGUGCAAUAAAUACCUACGAAUUUA
This is a messenger RNA of Mesocricetus auratus (golden hamster), 4826 nucleotides long. It is a transcript of the gene Camk2a, whose product is annotated as calcium/calmodulin dependent protein kinase II alpha. The transcript is spliced from 19 exons. Gene Ontology annotation, cellular component: cytoplasm; neuron projection. The coding region runs from base 169 to 1638 and encodes 489 amino acids. The record is from RefSeq and is a predicted model, not a curated record. Gene Ontology annotation, biological process: protein phosphorylation. Gene Ontology annotation, molecular function: ATP binding; calmodulin binding; calcium/calmodulin-dependent protein kinase activity. Lineage: Eukaryota; Metazoa; Chordata; Mammalia; Rodentia; Cricetidae.